UUGAAUCCUGCAUAAAAAUGGGGUUGAUUUCAUAAAGGCAUUUUAUUUGCAGCAGUACUUUCUCUCUGGAAACAUGUCUCUAUCGAAUGUGGUGCGACGCACCGUCAUCCUGGUCAUUUUAAUUCUGUCAAAUGCUUCACUGCAAUCCGCAAAUCAACACAUUGCAAGAAAAAAUGUCAAUGAAGUCACAACCACAAGAUCUCAACCGAAAAAAUCCAUACCGAAGACUCCUCAAGUCGACCAUGCACUGUGUAAACAACCGAUUUUUCCGAUUCUUCCCCCCGGCUGGGCCCUGCCACGCUCCUUGUGGUCUGUCCGCGCCAUGAUGUUUCUGCAGAUUUUACCGGACGGCACCAUUAACGGAACUCUGAGUGUUCAUGAACACAGUAAGCUUCUUAUCUUAUUCAAAUUUUCGAUUUGAUCCAUCUGACAUGACCUUGGUUCAUUUACUUUAACUCGGGAUCAGCAAGCUGUCGGCUAAAUCAAAUAGCAAUUGCACGCAAAGCAAAGAAAGUAUGCACGAGCUACGACUUCCGACAUACGGAAAGUCCAACAAUGAAAUCUUCGUGUUUAGUAAACGUUUUACUGCAGAUUUCAAGCUUACAUACCUUUGCAUUUAGAUUAAUCAUAAUCACUUAAGUACGGUUAUUACAAAUGUUUUGUAAGUUUUAGUUCUCCUUGGCUUGCACUCGGCAAGAGAGUGUUUUAGUGUUCUGGUGUGUUUACCAAAGUCACAGGGUGUAUUCCUUUAGAACUUGGCUGGGGAGGUGAGCUCUUACGCAGAUAUCCCAGCAUGAAGCUCAGCAUGUAGUCAUCUCACCCAGAGUGACUUCAAGAAACACUACCCCAAGGGAAGUUCAUUUACCUCAUAUCCAUUUUCCGUGGCUGUACUUCGCAGCUCGAGUGUAUACUGUUAGGUUCAAUUAAAAAUCAUGCAUUUACGAAUCAUUUUCUCACGCGUUUCCUAGCUGAGUGUAAUUUUGGUACGCAUCUAGUUAGUAAUCAGAAAACCGCAAACCGUGAAAACAAACAGAUAUUUGUCGGCUUUCCGUCAAAUGUUUAAUCUACAAUAUCAAACUCUCUGUCGGCUUUGUUUUCCCGUUUGUUAAUGUCUUGUUACAAGUAAACAAUUUGAAUGUGUUAUGAUGUUAUUCUGCUCAGUGACGCAAAUCCAACGUACGCAGCAAAUUUGGACACCGACGGACUCAGAUUUAACAUAACAGUUGCGAAGUCAAUUACAUAAGGGUUAUUUUAUUAUUAUUACGAUGUAAUUCGGAAGCAGGUAGUUUUUCCUUAGCCUUCGUAUGUUCUCCCGCCCAGUACUGAGCCAUGGAUAAGUUUCUUUGUCAUCAUUUUUAUGAGUGCACCUAUGAAAAGAACGCUUUUACGGAACGCAUUUCGUCAUUAAUUUCUAAAACUGACCGCCGCUACGAAUAUCCUGUUUGAAUUAAAGAGGAGUAGCGGCCGCCUUACAAGUGACAGAUCAAGAAUGAACUUAACGCAAAGCUACCACCUGUCAAUUAUCGUCUGCAGUUUUGCGGCUCUAACUUGGGCACCGGAAAUUUUUUUUCCAAGUGAGAUAACUUUUUAAAUUAAUUUCUGGAGAAUGAACGUACGAAUUAGAAAUUUUCAGACGCUGACGAAUAUGCACUAUUUUUUGCUUUACUCUUAACACUCGCGUGGAAUUGAAGUCUUUUUCUCGAAAAUUAACCCUCUCGUCUAAAAUUUCUCGCGUUUGAGAGUAGACGAAAGUUUGGAGAAGUAAUUCAACAUUCUAAACCAUAUAAGUAACUUAUUGUCACCAGACAAAAGUCGAGAAGUGGAUCACAUUUCUCUAUUGCGUCAAUUUCUGAGAUCUCAAGAUAUAUUUAGUAAAUAUAUUGGAUUUUAUGCUGAAGUCCAAGUUUAGUUAUCUUGAUUCGAUAUUGCUUUGGUUUAUCAUUGGUUUAAUCCGCUGUACCUCACAGCUUGGACAUCAUGAAUGCAAUUCGCUAAACGUGUGCAAUUUCUACAGCAGUGUUGGUCAAUUUAGCAAUUUCCAACAUUAUUCUUAAAAUACAUUGCAACUUUAUUUUCAGUAGCCUUUUAAGUCAUGAUUGUAUCUUUUAAGCUUCAAACUGAUCCUCAAACUGAUCAAUAUGCUGAUCCGUUUGGUUUGUUUCAUUUUACAGCAAAACUGGCGAUGGAAGUUGUCGACAACUGCAGUGUGCGGAUAAAAGGCGUGGCCACUGAAAGAUAUCUCGCUAUGGGGAUAAAUGGAACCCUCGUCAGCCAGGUGAGAAUUUCUGAUGAGAAAUAUAAUUUUCUUUCCAGAUUCGGGAGUGAUUCAAUUCGAAACUACUGUCUACUAACUAAUCUGGUGAUGGUUUUCCUACUAUGCAAUCAGAUAUAGUUACCAAAGUACUACCCACUAAACAAUUUUUCUUUAUGCAACUACUUACAUCUAAGUUGCUAUGAGUGAAACGCUUACUGGGUGUCCAAUAUUUUUCCUAGAUUCAUCCAGACCAGAUCAGAUCCAUUUUCAGAGUACAGUUAGAGAAGGAGUUUUUUACUUUCAAGAAUGGCGACUUUUUCAUCGCGUUGAAACAUGGCGGCACCACCAAGAAAGUCAGAGGAAAUCAAAAUGGUAGAAGUAACCGGCGGAGCACUCGCUUUGUAUUGCUGGACCGAAAACCGAGAAAACGAAGAUUUCCGUCAGCUGUCGGCUUGCAGAGAAUGAAAGACUUUAGACCGAAACUCUUUGAGGGUUUGAAAAAUCACUAACCUGAGAUAAGGAAGAAAAAUCGAUUUUUCUGGUAAAAUAGCAAGUCUUCUUGAGAACCGUACAUUAAGCAUUUGCAAUUUAAAAUCUUAGUCUAACGACCCCGAGUUUAUCUCAAUUUUUUUGUUUGUUUGUUUGUUUUUCACCAUAAGCAAAAAGCAGUGAGAACAGUUCAACUGUUUUGUUUUAUUUGUUAAAAAGAGCAUGCUAAAUUAAGUAGUAUCGCAGCAGAGCUUGAAAUGAGUGAAUGAACUCAUCGGAGGAGAAAGGUGUUGUUAUUCUCUAUAUUUUCCUUCUCUGUAACUCAAAGUUCGAGUUAAGAAAUCAUUUAAUUAAAAAAUAAUAGGGACUAAAUUAACUUUUUUUCGCUUGUCAAAAAUCGGACAGAAAACUUUGUAAUAUUAAGACCUCAGAUAGUCUGGAUUUCCACUUCCUGAAGUUCCAAAAAGAUUACAUACGCUUAAAUGAGCCUAUCACCGCAAUUUUUACAACUGGUGCGAUACACCAGCAGGAUUAAGUCUAAUCUCAGUUCCAGACCUUCAUCAAUUAAGCAGCUCUCGAUCAGGAUCAUUCAGGGUUUGGAAAACGCCAUAUAUUUUCACACACACACAAUCACAAUUCCUUUUCACACAGUUAGCCGCUUAGCUCUACCGCGUUGGCUUCCUAAAGCGUUUUGAAAAAAUAGAACUUAAUUUCACAGGAGCUAUAUUUCAGUCAAUCAAGUAGAUGAUUUAAAUCGUAUUGUCAGUUUAUUUAUAGAUUAACUGUUAGAAAGAGAACAAAAAUUAAAAAUAAAUUAAGCUCGAAAGCUGUGAAUAAAAUAUUGUAGUAUGUAACUUUUAUUUCUUUUUUCGGACUGGCAGACAGUGUUAGAUAAUAUGCUGUGAGGACCCCUGUAGGGCCUUGCUCACAUAAGUACAGCGGGCAAAAAAGUAUCUGUUUUAGUGCCAACUUAAACUAUGAAAUAUCAUUAUGCCAGUUUUAAGACCUUUUUACAACGCUCCGUUCUCAUUGACAAUUUCAUGUGAACAAUAAGCGACAAUGAAUCAGAAGAAAUGCGUUUUCAAAUAAAAUACAUUUGUGUGGUUGGGGCCAGAGAUGAUCCUAUCGUCUAGGCAGUAAAAAUCAUUGUUAACAUAAUGAACAGACGCUAUAAGACCGUAUUGUAUCUAGAGAAAAGCGAGAAAGAAAACUAUCGUUAACAGUUUUCCCUUUGUCAUUUUAAU
Messenger RNA from Pocillopora meandrina, 3987 nucleotides. Lineage: Eukaryota; Metazoa; Cnidaria; Anthozoa; Scleractinia; Pocilloporidae. The record is from the annotation of a GenBank genome assembly.